This is a messenger RNA of Pantherophis guttatus, 897 nucleotides long. RefSeq names its product olfactory receptor 9G19-like. Gene Ontology annotation, cellular component: membrane. Gene Ontology annotation, molecular function: olfactory receptor activity; G protein-coupled receptor activity. The record is from RefSeq and is a predicted model, not a curated record. Gene Ontology annotation, biological process: G protein-coupled receptor signaling pathway. Lineage: Eukaryota; Metazoa; Chordata; Lepidosauria; Squamata; Colubridae.
UUUCUUUUGGGAUUCACAGAUAACCAAAACCUACAACUGAUUCUAUUUGUAACAUUUCUAUUAAUAUAUAUAGCCACCUCACAGGAAAACAUUACACUAAUGGCACUUAUCUGUGGCAGCCCAAACCUCCAUACACCUAUGUAUUUUUUCAUUGGAAACUUAUCUUUCCUGGAUCUCUGGUCCUCUGUCUAUUCCCCAAAGAUCCUGGUAAAUAGCAUCUCUGAAGACAAGAGCAUUUCCUUGGGAGGUUGUGCUGCUCAGUUCUUCUUCUCUGCUGGCCUUGCCUACAGUGAAUGCUAUCUUCUUGCAGCCAUGGCCUAUGACCGAUACAUGGCCAUUACAAACCCACUGCUGUAUGCCACUCAUAUGUCCAGAAAGUUAUGCACAGGACUGGUGACACUCUCAUAUCUCAGUGGUUUUAUCAAUGCUACAAUAAUAACUAUCAAAACCUUCACGUUGAGCUUCUGUAAUGGAAAUGUAAUUGAUGACUUCUUCUGUGACCUACCUCCAUUAGUCAAACUUUCUUGUAAUGUGCCUGAGAGCUACCAAUCAGUGCUGUUCUUCAUUCUUAUCUCUAAUGUAAUUAUACCCCUGGCACUUAUUCUUGCUUCAUAUGUCCUCAUCCUGGCAGCCAUCUUGAAGAUACGUUCCGCUGAAGGGAGACUGAAGGCCUUCUCAACCUGUGCCUCUCACUUAACUGCUGUCACUUUGUAUUAUGGCUCCAUCCUCUUCAUCUACUCACGCCCAAGUUCCAGCUAUGCUUUGAAGAGAGACAAAGUUGUAUCUGUCUUCUAUACAGUUGUGAUCCCUAUGAUCAAUCCUCUCAUCUAUAGUCUCAGGAAUGAGGAAGUAAAGAAAUCUCUUAAAAAGAAAGCAAAGAAGUGGAAGAUACCCUAA